Molecule: messenger RNA, 468 nt
Organism: Nicotiana tabacum (common tobacco)
Lineage: Eukaryota; Viridiplantae; Streptophyta; Magnoliopsida; Solanales; Solanaceae
Product: protein SRC2-like
Biological process (GO): defense response
Source: RefSeq, a predicted model, not a curated record
AUGGACUGCAGAAGAUUUGAAAUUACACUAAUAUCAGCAAGUGAUCUUGAAGAUGUUCGAAAGCUAUUCAAGAUGAAAGUCCACGCUAGGGUUUCCAUAGGAAGCAACCCCAACACCGAAAAAAGAACGCCGACGGACAAACACGGCGAGAUAAAUCCGGCGUGGAACUUUAGCAUGAAGUAUACAAUAUCCGAGUCAAUGAUACAGUACCCUAAUGAUAUGCUAGUUAUAAAGUUAUAUUGCAAGAGGAAGCUCGGGGAUCGGUAUAUUGGAGAAGUGCAUACUUCAAUGAAGGAGCUUUAUGAAUAUGCAUACCCUAAUGGAGGCAGUGCUGUAAUGAAUUAUCCUGUACAAAAAGGCUCUGCUCAAUCUCAAGGUGUUUUGAGGUUUUCUUAUAGGUUUGGAGAAAAAGUUACCGUUGAUAAGUUAGUUAUGGCUGAGAGCGUUGCUGGUUGGAGUAUGUGCUAA